Molecule: messenger RNA, 249 nt
Organism: Mesorhabditis spiculigera
Lineage: Eukaryota; Metazoa; Nematoda; Chromadorea; Rhabditida; Rhabditidae
Source: the annotation of a GenBank genome assembly
AUGCCUUCAUCGAUCCUCCGGAUUGGUUGCGGGACUGGUGGCGUUGGCUGCUGCAGGCUGAGCCACGUACGAUCCUCAUUCUGUUCCACAUAUUCCUAUUCUUGCUGGGGAGCUGUGCCCAUCUUCUGCGCCAACGCGACGAGAUGCUCCAUAGGGCUAGAAUCCGAUUCAAAGCCGAAUAAGAAAUCCUACUGUCAUACAGAGCAGAAGAUGCCGGUCGCCAACGUGAACAAGUUGAUUUUACGCCAU